Homo sapiens (human) is the source of this 2497-nucleotide messenger RNA. It is a transcript of the gene GHDC, whose product is annotated as GH3 domain containing. Lineage: Eukaryota; Metazoa; Chordata; Mammalia; Primates; Hominidae. Gene Ontology annotation, cellular component: nuclear envelope; endoplasmic reticulum. Bases 200 to 1624 code for a protein of 474 amino acids. The transcript has 10 exons. The record is from RefSeq and is marked validated.
AAAGCCAUCGCUCCUUCUUUCUGGCCGGAUGUGUGCUGAGACCCAGAGUCACCCAGGGGUCUCCGUCACGUGCCAGGAGUAGGCAGAAGUGGGCUGUGACAGAUCAGGAAACAGAGCUCAGUGCAGCCCACUAAAUUGCUCAGGGCCCUACAGCUAACAAGCGGCAGAGGCAGGAUCUGCACUCAGGAGCUGCUUGGAGAUGCUGCUGUGGCCACUGCUGCUGCUGCUGCUGCUGCUGCCAACAUUGGCCCUGCUCAGGCAGCAGCGGUCCCAGGAUGCCAGGCUGUCCUGGCUUGCUGGCCUCCAGCACCGAGUGGCAUGGGGGGCCCUGGUCUGGGCAGCCACCUGGCAGCGGCGGAGGCUGGAGCAGAGCACGCUCCAUGUGCACCAGAGCCAGCAGCAGGCCCUGAGGUGGUGUCUACAGGGAGCCCAGCGCCCCCACUGUUCCCUCAGAAGGAGCACAGACAUAAGCACCUUCCGGAAUCAUCUCCCUCUGACCAAGGCCAGCCAGACCCAGCAGGAAGACAGUGGAGAGCAGCCACUGCCCCCGACCUCAAACCAGGACCUUGGGGAGGCCUCUCUGCAGGCCACCUUGCUGGGUCUGGCAGCCCUAAACAAGGCCUACCCAGAAGUGCUGGCUCAGGGACGCACUGCCCGUGUGACGCUUACAUCCCCUUGGCCCCGACCCCUGCCUUGGCCUGGGAAUACCCUGGGCCAGGUGGGCACCCCUGGAACCAAGGACCCUAGGGCCCUGCUGCUGGACGCACUGAGGUCCCCAGGGCUGAGGGCACUGGAGGCUGGGACGGCUGUCGAACUUCUGGAUGUUUUCUUGGGCCUGGAGACUGAUGGUGAAGAGCUAGCUGGGGCGAUAGCUGCCGGGAACCCUGGAGCGCCUCUCCGUGAACGGGCAGCUGAGCUCCGGGAGGCCCUAGAGCAGGGGCCACGGGGACUGGCCCUUCGGCUCUGGCCAAAGCUGCAGGUGGUGGUGACUCUGGAUGCAGGAGGCCAGGCCGAGGCUGUGGCUGCCCUCGGGGCCUUGUGGUGCCAAGGACUAGCCUUCUUCUCUCCUGCUUAUGCUGCCUCGGGAGGGGUGCUGGGCCUAAACCUACAGCCAGAGCAGCCCCAUGGGCUCUACCUUCUGCCCCCUGGGGCCCCCUUUAUCGAGCUGCUCCCAGUCAAGGAAGGCACCCAGGAGGAAGCUGCCUCCACCCUCCUUUUGGCCGAGGCCCAGCAGGGCAAGGAGUAUGAGCUGGUGCUGACGGACCGCGCCAGCCUCACCAGGUGCCGCCUGGGUGAUGUGGUGCGAGUGGUUGGUGCCUACAAUCAGUGUCCAGUCGUCAGGUUCAUCUGCAGGCUGGACCAGACCCUGAGUGUGCGAGGGGAAGAUAUUGGUGAAGACCUGUUCUCUGAGGCCCUGGGCCGGGCAGUGGGGCAGUGGGCGGGGGCCAAGCUGCUGGACCAUGGCUGUGUGGAGAGCAGCAUUCUGGAGUGGGGAAGAACAGAUAGGGCAGAGGACACUAGACUUGGCAGCUGCCCAUUCACCGGAAGUAUGUGUGCACAUGGGGUCUAUUCACAGAUUCCUCUGCGGGCUCUGCUCCCCACUACGAGGUGUUUGUGGCGCUGAGGGGGCUGAGGAAUCUGUCAGAGGAAAAUCGAGACAAGCUGGACCACUGCCUUCAGGAAGCCUCUCCCCGCUACAAGUCCCUGCGGUUCUGGGGCAGCGUGGGCCCUGCCAGAGUCCACCUGGUGGGGCAGGGAGCCUUCCGAGCACUCCGGGCAGCCCUCGCUGCCUGCCCCUCCUCCCCCUUCCCCCCUGCGAUGCCCCGGGUCCUUCGGCACAGGCACCUGGCCCAGUGUCUGCAGGAGAGGGUGGUGUCCUGAGUCAAGUCCUGCCCCACCGCCCAGCUCCCCCCAGAGGCCACCUCGCCCCUCCCUCUGGGACCUCUCCGGAUGGGGAGUCCUUGGCCAGGGUCUCUGACUCUGUGUCACCUGACAUUUGCCCAUGAGAGCCGCUGGGCCUUAGAGAGGCCUUGGCCCAGCUGACCGGUUCUGAAGUAUGGGCCUCCGGGGUUAGCAGAUGCCAGCAGUGCCUGCCCGUGUCCCCAUGUCCCGGCAUGAAGGACACUGCUAGAGAGUUACCAUGCACACCGAUGGUUUCCUGUAUCACAGCCCAAAGAGGUUCUCUGGUGGCCACAGCUGUGUGCUCAGUCAGUGCACUGGGCAAGCUAGAAGUGUUGGGGGGUUAAUGUCCCCAGGAGCAGCAACCCUGAGUCAAUAAGGAGCAGGACCUCAGCUUCAUUGUCCUUGAGCAGGACAAUUCUGAAGUGUAUUCUACAUAAACUCUCAGAGGAUGCCCAGCAGGAUGGAGUCCCAGUUGCCCGCAGCAGUAACCCACUCAUUCAUGUACUUCCUGCGGGGGCUCUCCCUUCCCUCUCUUCCCCACUCCCCCGCCUUGGGCUUCCUGGGAUGGCUCCCAAAUAAACCUCUUGCACCCAGA